Paramecium sonneborni is the source of this 543-nucleotide messenger RNA. The record is from the annotation of a GenBank genome assembly. NCBI's taxonomy places the organism in Eukaryota, Ciliophora, Oligohymenophorea, Peniculida, Parameciidae.
AUGUAAUAUAAAAAGAAAAACCCUUAUAUAUAAUUUGAUCAAUCAAUUGAAUAAUUUAGACUGACAGAUGAUGAAAUGUAUGUUACUGCUAUUCUAACUAAAAGGCCUAUUUAUAAACUCUAAAAUACACAAUAAACAACUAAUUGUAUUAUUAACAUGAUAAAAAAUAAUGAAAUAAAGAAAAGACAAUAGAUAGAUAUUUAAAAAGAAUAAUCAUCUACAACAAAAAAACCAUUUAAUCAGCAUUUUUAAAAUUAUGAUUCUUAAAUCUUUCCUUAAAUUAACAAUAAAUAAAACCAUUUACCUAACUUUUUGGAAUUAUCUAAACUUAUAAAAUUAGCGGAAACUCCAAGAAUCUCUAAUCGAAUUAAAAUUAGAUCUUCAAGUAAUGAUAAAAGAUUAAAUUUUCAUAAAAGUUGCUCAAAUAGAAGAUUAUAAAUUAAUUUUUCAAACAUAGAGGAACAGUUUUAAGAAACUAAGAACUUAAUAAAAAAAUUUGAUAGAAUCAAAAGAAAAAAAGUGAGAUUUGAUAUUUCUACUUGA